Molecule: messenger RNA, 1605 nt
Organism: Salvia hispanica
Lineage: Eukaryota; Viridiplantae; Streptophyta; Magnoliopsida; Lamiales; Lamiaceae
Source: RefSeq, a predicted model, not a curated record
AUGAAGCUCAAUCAAGUCCUACCCUGGUGCCGAGAGAAGUUUCGAUACUACGUCGUUUUCACCACCUCCAUCUUCUUCAUCUUAGGCCUCAUAUUUAGCUACAAGUUAGUGGAGAAGACAUUUCUCAACAUCUUGAUGACGCGUCUCGCCGAAGCAUGGGAAGGGGAUAACUUCGAUCUCCGAACGGUUGUCAUAAUCGUCAAUUUACACGAAGGAACGGCCGCAGUUCUCGUACUGUUGUUCGUUUAUGCCGCCGAUGUUAUGCAUCACGGCCGCUUCAAGACGGUGGUUUUCUCCACCGCAGUUUGCAUCAUCGGGCUAAUGCUCAACAAACGGGCGGCCCGCGACGAUGAAACGCUCAGCAUGCGUUUAUUCUACCCAGCGCUGGGGCUAUUGGCUUUGGCGCUGGCGGCACAAAGAGUCAACCUUGAAGGGUUUCUUGACGAUCAGCUCAGGCCGAAGGGUCUUGAAGACGAUCGCAGAAAAAGACGAAGCAAAUUCUGGUGGACUUUGGUCUCCUUCGCGGCGGCCAUCUUUGCAGGGUUCGGGCCUUUACCACGACUUCACUUCGAGGACCUUGCAUUAACAUUAAUCUCUGUGAUGGGAUUUUGCUUCUUUGUCUUCUUGUUGGCUUUCAAACGCUACCACUUCGUCCCCGAGAUUGAAAACCCGUUUAAGGAUGUUGGAAUUGUCAUCCACGGAGCCAUCUCUAACCGAAAUAUCGAGUGGUUAGACAAAGCGGCGGCAGAAGGCAGUUGCAGUAGUGAACAAGUGAGAGGAGUGAAGCUUCUUUUCAAGAUGCUUCCAUUGUGGUGUUGUUUCCUCACUUUCAGCCUUGUUUCUGCUUCUGGAAGCACCUUCUUCUUCAAUGAGGCCAUGUACCUUACUACCGACCACAAUUACAUAAAUGCCAUUCUCUUAUUCUCCAACCUGUCGAGGCUCACGCAGUACGUGGUCUCUUACGCGUCCAGCUUCUUAAUCGGGAAACUCGAAGAUUGGAAGAAAUGCAACCGUCAAAAGAUGGAGCUCGUGAGAAUUGGCACUGGGAUGAUCUGUUGCUUGCUUUGCUGCAUCAUUGCUUCGGAGACUGCGAGACGCAGGCAGGACAUUGGUGAGUACGACUUCAGCAACGACAACAUGAGCACAUACUGGCUAACUCCACAAUACUUUUUACUAGGAAUGAUGUGGGGACUUUCCGAAGACGGGUUCGAAUCGUUCUACGAGUCUCAGGUUUCUGAAAACUUGUCGAAAUAUGGAGUGCCGUUCAUGGCACUUGCGAAUGGAGUUGGUAUAUUUGCGAGCAUACUUUGCAUUCUCGUCUUAAGAAGUCCGCCUUUCGAAUGGUUCAAGAAAGAGCUAUAUUACAGUAGCCUCGACAAGUAUUAUAUCUUCUUAGCAGUUUUGAGUGUUGUGAACCUUUUGGUGUAUUGUUGGGUUGCGUAUUCGUAUGGAGUCGUUGGGGACGCAAAGACGGAUCAGGUUAUUCCGGGGCAGUCCACGGAUACUCGGACUCACCCAGAGGAGGCAGGGCCAGGAAAUAUUGAGGGGGGCGGAGCAUAUGGAGAUCAUAUGAAAACUUGGGAAGAGAUAGUGGAUCAGAAAUAA